ACCGUGGCCCCGCCCUCGGUCGUACCUGUCUCGCUGUGAGAGGCUGACGGCUCUUCCUGCUCCGCGCGCAGCUCCCGCCCCUCAUCCAGCUCCAAGGAAGGAAGGAGGAACUGCUCGAGCUCCAUGUGACUCUUCUGCUGCAGAGCCGAGCUGCUAUGUGACUCCGCGGGAUCAUUUAGAUGGUUUUGCGGUUGGUUUGAAAGUUUGCCAUUACAGCUGGAAUUUUAGGGGGAGGGGGGCACGUGGUGCAAGUGGGUUGGGAAGAGGAGCGUGGCAGUGAAGAAGGGAAGAAAACGGGGUGAGGGGGGGGGCUACGCUCCGCUCCGCGGGGCUGACGUAGAAUAUGGCGGAGCAUCACCCGGUUUCCGACAACAAACACAGAUCCUCGCUGAACUCCGGAGCGUCGUACUCGGGGAAUGGACGCAGCAGCACGGCGGUGACGGAGAGAGGCAGCGACGCCGGGCAGGAAGAGGAAGGAGGAGGAGGAGGGGGUGGAGGAGCAGGUCUGUCCGGCGGCCUGUCGCAGCCGGCCGGGUGGCAGUCCCUGCUGUCUUUCACCAUCCUGUUCCUGGCCUGGCUGGCCGGGUUCAGCGCCCGGCUCUUCGCUGUCAUCCGCUUCGAGAGCAUCAUUCACGAGUUUGACCCCUGGUUCAACUACAGGGCAACUCACCACCUCACCACCAAUGGCUUCUACGAGUUCCUCAACUGGUUUGACGAAAGAGCCUGGUACCCUCUGGGUAGGAUAGUCGGGGGCACGGUGUACCCAGGCCUGAUGGUCACGGCGGGCCUCAUCCACUAUGUGCUCAACCUGCUGCACAUCACCGUCCACAUCCGGGACGUGUGUGUGUUCCUGGCGCCGGUGUUCAGCGGCCUGACCUCCAUCUCCACCUUCCUGCUCACGAGGGAGCUGUGGAACCAGGGGGCGGGGCUGCUGGCGGCCUGCUUCAUCGCCAUCGUGCCCGGCUACAUCUCCCGCUCCGUGGCCGGAUCCUUUGACAACGAGGGCAUCGCCAUCUUCGCCCUGCAGUUCACCUACUACCUCUGGGUGAAGUCGGUGAAGACGGGAUCUGUCUUCUGGUCCAUCGGAUGCUGCCUCUCGUAUUUCUACAUGGUGUCAGCUUGGGGCGGUUACGUGUUCAUCAUCAACCUUAUUCCCCUUCAUGUAUUUGUCCUGCUUCUCAUGCAGCGCUUCAGUCGGAGGGUCUACAUAGCCUACAGCACCUUCUACAUCAUCGGCCUGGUCCUGUCCAUGCAGAUCCCCUUCGUAGGCUUUCAGCCAAUCAGGACCAGUGAACACAUGGCUGCAGCAGGGGUGUUUGUGCUGCUUCAGGUCUACGCCUUCCUGCAGUACCUGAAGGACCGGCUGACCAGGCAGGAGUUCCAAACUCUGUUCUUCCUGGGAGUCUCUCUGGCUGCCGGAGUGGUGUUCCUCUCCGUCAUCUAUCUGACAUACACAGGGUACAUCGCUCCGUGGAGUGGGCGCUUCUACUCCCUCUGGGAUACUGGCUAUGCUAAGAUCCACAUCCCCAUUAUAGCAUCGGUCUCUGAGCACCAGCCCACCACCUGGGUGUCCUUCUUCUUCGACCUUCACAUCCUCGUCUGCACCUUCCCAGCAGGCCUCUGGUUCUGCAUCAAGAACAUCAACGACGAACGCGUCUUCGUGGCCCUGUAUGCCAUCAGCGCUGUUUACUUUGCUGGCGUGAUGGUGCGCCUGAUGCUGACUCUGACUCCGGUGGUGUGCAUGCUGUCGGCGGUGGCCUUCUCCAGCGUCUUCGAGCACUACCUGGGAGACGACAUGAAGAGGCAGAGCCUGCCCGCCGAGGACAGCAGCGACGAAGACGACCGGAAGAACGCCGGCAACCUCUACGACAAGGCCGGUAAGGUACGCAAACACGUGUCGGAGCAGGAGAAGGCCGAGGAGGGCCUGGGCCCCAACAUCAAGUCCAUCGUCACCAUGCUGAUGCUGAUGCUGCUCAUGAUGUUUGCCGUCCACUGCACCUGGGUCACCAGCAACGCCUACUCCAGCCCCAGUGUGGUACUGGCGUCAUACAACAACGACGGCUCCCGUAACAUCCUAGACGACUUCAGGGAGGCCUACUACUGGCUGAGGCAGAACACGGACGAGCAUGCCAGAGUGAUGUCCUGGUGGGACUACGGCUACCAGAUAGCGGGCAUGGCCAACAGAACCACGCUGGUGGACAACAACACGUGGAACAACAGUCACAUAGCGCUGGUGGGCAAAGCCAUGUCAUCGAACGAGACCGCGGCCUAUGACAUCAUGAGGUCGCUGGACGUCGACUACGUCCUGAUCAUCUUCGGCGGAGUGAUCGGCUACUCGGGAGACGACAUCAACAAGUUCCUGUGGAUGGUGCGCAUCGCAGAGGGGGAGCACCCCCGGGACAUCAGGGAAAGUGACUACUUUACACCACAGGGAGAGUUCAGAGUGGACAAAGCUGGUUCCCCGACGCUACUCAACUGCCUUAUGUACAAGAUGUCUUACUACCGCUUUGGAGAAAUGCAGCUGGACUUCCGGACGCCGCCGGGCUUCGACCGGACGCGCAACGCCGAGAUCGGCAACAAGGACAUCAAGCUGAAGCACCUGGAGGAAGCCUUCACCUCGGAGCACUGGCUGGUCAGGAUUUAUAAGGUGAAAAAGCAGGAGAACAGGGAGCGCGUGGAGCACAAGCUGCGAGGCGCCGACACCACCAAGCAGAAGUACACCUCCAAAAAGACGGCCAAGAGGAAGCGGGGCUACAUCAGGAACAAGCUCUCCCUCAAGAAGGGCAAGAAACUGACCCGGGGAUCUUUGUAGGGGUCACGCGCUGUGGGACGGAGAGGAGACCAAAACAUCUUAAAACACAAAAAAAUUUAAAAAAAGCAAAAAAAUAAAAAGCAGCAACAAUUCAAUCCACCGAUGGAGUUGAACACAGAGCAGCAGAGGUCAUCCAGGCUGGAAGAGAAUGUGUCCAACCCCCAGCUGACCUUUGACCUGAUGAGUGUGGUCAAGGUGAGACGUUGGCUAGUCCGAGAUCCACCCCUAACUGUGACCUUUGACCCGUUUUUCUUUUUGUACAUGAAUGUGCUCGGAGAUGGAGAGAAUUGAACCGUCCUUAAUCUGCUACAGAAUGAACCCCCCCACAGGGGGCCGACAGGAACCAGACAGCAGGGUGCACGUACACGUGCGCCAACAAGGAGAAGCCAUCCCUCGUCCUACGACUGCACACCAUAAGGUGGACACUUCGUGUUUAUUGCAACUUGGUCCUUUUUUUCUCUCCUCUUGUGUUUGCAGUUUCUUUCAGAAAAGAAACCAAACAUUUUACUCUGUGAGAAACGCAGGUAGUUCAGCGACUUCCUGUUUCAAAUUGAAUCUACUGUAUUUGGCGUAGCUGUUGUUCCUCCACUGAAGGAAUGUUUUCAGUUUGUUUCUUUUCUUAAUUAAAGUCCAGCAGCUCGUCUCAAGAGAACCAUUUCAAAUCCAAAUUGCCCAAAAAUUGAGCAGCAGAGUGGACGAGUAGUUUUAGUUUGGGUCAUGCUGGAUGAACAGGAAGUCCUCUUCCCUCCCGUCACUGACACCAGACCAGUGUUCCUCCCCUCAGACUAUUCUGGUCUUAACUGGGAGAAAGACUCAAGUUGUACCAUUUAAUCCGUCUCAUUCGUACAAUGUCGACCCGCACUGAAACUACGAGAGGCCGCCGGUGUGCAGGUGCCUCAACACAUAUCUCAUAUCAAAGAGGCCACAAACCCCCGAGUCUGCACUUUAGCAGCUGCUGGACUGUGUCGCUCACACAGUCCAGCAGAACCCGUCUCAAUGUAACAGGACGUGUGCGUUGCUGAGCUCCAGGUGAGACACGGAGCAGUGAAAUGCAUGUGUGUGCAUUUAUUCAUAUUUAACGAUCACUCUGGCUGCAGGCGAAUUGCACUGGAGUCGCUACCUUUCUGUUCUGUCAUCAUUAACAAAAGCUACAAAACAUUUAGAGUUUAGAACUCAUUUGUUCCAUUUUAAAACCGCCCAGCACCAUUUAAAGCUCUUCCAGUUUGAAACGCUGAAUGGAAAGCAGUGGAGACCGGAGCAGUAGCGCUUUAGUUCGGUCAUAAUGUCUUCUUUUUCUUUUCAUACAACACAAGUCAUCUGUUAUUUGUAAUUUGGUGCCCAUGGAAACGGUUUCUUCUAAAUCAUCUUUAAUUCUCAUUUCUUGGCGAUAUCCCAAGAAACCACUUUGAUUCUGUUGAGAGGUAAACUCGAGCAGAACCUGGAGGAGAGGAUCGCCUUCACAGGAAAAAAGCAGUGUAUGAUUUCCAGAGCGUGCAUUUAUGACCUGGACGAUGGGGCUGCAGCGUCCGAUCUCCAAAAUGCAUCCUGUCCUUUUUGAUAAGUCGAGGUUUCUUCCAUCAAUUGUAAUGAUUUGGAUGCAGGUGAGAAUGAAACAUGCCCUUUUCUGAAUAAAGAGGUUGAAAUGA
Molecule: messenger RNA, 4458 nt
Organism: Cyclopterus lumpus (lumpfish)
Lineage: Eukaryota; Metazoa; Chordata; Actinopteri; Perciformes; Cyclopteridae
Product: dolichyl-diphosphooligosaccharide--protein glycosyltransferase subunit STT3B-like
Exons: 16
Coding region: 344-2812 (822 amino acids)
Biological process (GO): post-translational protein modification
Cellular component (GO): membrane
Molecular function (GO): dolichyl-diphosphooligosaccharide-protein glycotransferase activity
Source: RefSeq, a predicted model, not a curated record